This is a messenger RNA of Vombatus ursinus (common wombat), 465 nucleotides long. Its product is annotated as pancreatic progenitor cell differentiation and proliferation factor-like. Gene Ontology annotation, biological process: multicellular organism development; cell differentiation. Bases 1 to 465 code for a protein of 154 amino acids. The record is from RefSeq and is a predicted model, not a curated record. Lineage: Eukaryota; Metazoa; Chordata; Mammalia; Diprotodontia; Vombatidae. The transcript has 2 exons.
AUGGACACCUCCUUCCCCAGAGCCGGGUCACCCGUGAUCACCCCCAAAGCCCACUGCCUGACAGGGGGCUGCCCAGGAGCCACCACUAAGGUUUACAUCAUCACGACAAGAACAAGCAACGUGACAGCAAUCCCGUCCAGUGGUUCACUCAUAGCAACCCGUGACUACUACCGAAGGUGUCUGGGUUCCACUUCCUGCAACGGCUCCUGUGGGAGUGCUGAGUAUUCUGGGGAAGUGAUCCCCCAUCAUCCUGGUCUUCCCAAAUCAGACCCAGGCCACUGGUGGGCAAGCUUCUUCUUCAGGAAGUCGAAUCAUCCAAUUAUGACAACUGUAUUGGAAUCCCCAGAGCACUCAGGAACUUUCCAGGUUGCUCAUGGCACAAUCACCUGUGACCUGGCUCAGGAGGCCGUGAGGAAGCAGCAUGUCAGCGAGCCCAGCAAGACCAGCACUGGGCCUUCUGCAUGA